AGUCGGUCGGAGACAGCCGCGGACGGAGGGUCAGGCAGGCAGGCUGUAGGCGCCGUGAGCCACGUCACACGCCGCGUCUACCACUCUCCGGAGACACCAGCCACUGACAGUUCCGCCCGGAAGCACAGCUUGUCGUGAUGAGGCGGAAAGAGGACCUGGGAUGCCCGCACUGACUCCGGCACGGACAUGAUGCCGAGCCCGUCUCUGGUGCUUCUCGCCAUGCUUCUCUGUGUGUCGGGAGCAGAGCAGGGCAUCAUCUACCUCACCGACGACGUGACAUCUACUUCCGACGUUUACAAACACGACCAGGAAACGUCUAGCAAAACCAUUUCUCUCCAUCAUGCGAAUGAAAUCAACACGGAAAGUUCCCUGGAAAAUACGUUGGCUCCGACGUCAGUUAAUACAUAUUCGGUGAUACCAAAAAAAAUCCACACCAAUGAGUUUGGAAACGAUGCUACAUUCCCUGUAAUUGGACAAGUGUCUUCAUUUUCCUUCACACAGAGAGAGUAUAAUGCCAGCAUACCCGAGAACUCUCCGGGAAAGACGUUCGUUAUUCCAGAAGAAAGGAUAGGUAUAGUGACGACAUAUGGCAAAAAUAAUCUUGAGGUCCACUACAAAAUAACUGGUGGAGACCAGGAAGGGUUCUUCAAAGCAGAACAGAGACAGGUGGGUGACUUCUGCUUCCUUACUAUACGCACUAGAACAGGGAAAAUGGAUGUCUUAAACCGAGAGCGUAAAGAUCAGUUCGUUUUAGAAGUUCGUGCAUCUGGAAUUAUAAAUAAUAAUGAGAUCAUGAUGGAGGCGUACACACGCGUUGUAGUAUAUAUCUUGGAUACAAAUGACUUGAACCCUCUUUUCUACCCGACUGAGUACGAAAGUUUGGUCCCUGAGGACACCUCUCUUCAUAAGAGUAUUCUCAGUGUGUCUGCAGAAGAUGCCGAUCUGGGCGGAAAUGGUGAAAUUUAUUACAGUUUCUUGCAGCCCACAGAUCAGUUCUCCAUUCAUCCAGUGAGUGGAGUGUUGACAUUAACACGUUUUCUGAGGUAUGAUGAACAAGAUUUCUAUGAGUUAAAUAUUGUAGCUCAAGAUAGGGGCAUAUCACAGAGGCUAGGGUUAGCAAAACCAAGCACUGCUAAAGUUAGGAUACGGGUGCAAGAGGUAAAUUUGCAUUCCCCCAAAAUACAUAUUAAACAUCUACCUGACAUCACUGAGCCCUCCACCAUUAAAAUUUAUGCAAUUGUUAAAGUUUCAGACAAGGACAAAGGGGUGCAUGGCGAACUAAAGAGCCUCGAGAUUGUAAGUGGUGACCCGAAUGGCUACUUUAUGAUUAAAAAAAGCAAAGAAAAUAAUGUAAAUAAUGAAGAAUAUAUUGUAGAAAUUCGCCAAAAUUUGGAAAGAGAUCUUGUACCACAAGGCUUCAAUUUAACUCUUAAAGCAGUUGACAGAGGAGUCCCUCCCAGAACUACAUACAUGUCUUUCCCAGUUCAUAUUGUUGAAUCUAACGACAAUGGCCCUAUAUUCGAGCGAGAAAUAUAUGAAGUUGAUAUCUCAGAGACGGCACCUAUAAACACGCCUGUCAUAAGACUAAAAGCAACAGGGUCAAACAAAAGCAAAAAUUCUCAUGUAUUCUUGCAUAUUGUCGGAGGAAACGAAGGCCAAGAGUUCCACAUAAAUCCUGACACAGGUAUGUUAUAUACAUCUGUUAACCUCGAUGCUGAAGAAAAGUCAUUAUAUACCAUUACUGUGUCAGCAAUUGACCAAGGAAACUCUGGUACCAGAAAGCAAUCGUCCGCUAAAGUCAAGAUAAGUGUGGUCGAUGCAAAUGAUAACGAUCCAGUUUUUGACAGUACAGAGGCCACAGUUUGGGUUAAUGAAAACGAACCUGUUGGAACAUCUGUGACGAAGGUUACAGCAAGAGACAGAGACUCCCUCGACAAUGCUUACAUAUCGUACAGCAUAGCAAACUUGAACCAUGUACCUUUCGAAAUCGAACACUUUUCUGGUAUUGUCCGCACUACAUCUGUGCUGGACUACGAAUCCAUGAGGAGAGACUAUAUUCUUCAUAUUAGAGCAUCAGACUGGGGAGUACCAUAUCGCCGGCAGACAGAGAUGCAGCUCAGAGUUAGUCUAAAGGAUGUUAAUGACAAUAGGCCACAGUUUGAGAAGAUUGACUGUGAGGGGCAUCUGUCUCGGCACAUUCCUAUUAGCACAGAGAUAAUAACUCUAUCAGCGAUUGACUUCGAUUCAGGUAACAUAAUUAGCUACCAGAUAGAAUCUGGAAAUGAAGAUGGCUGUUUUUCACUAGAAUCAACCUCAGGGGUGUUAAGUGUUUCAUGUGAUCUUUCUGAUGUUAAGGUGUCUGAAAGGGAAUUGAAUAUUACAGCAAUGGAUGGUACACAUUUUUCAGAUGUUACUAGAGUUCUCAUACAUUUGCUGAACUCUAAGAAGACCAGUUCUCCAAAAUGGUUGAUGAGUGGUGACAAUGGUGUGUUCCAGUGUCACGAAACUGAUGUAGCCAUUCGACUGACAAAAUUGUUGGCCUCGGCUCAAAGCAACAACAUGCCUGGUUGGCAAGAAGAAUUCGCUAUGAUGCCCAGUAGAUAUGGCGAGAAUUUUCAUGCUCCUCAAUUCGUAGACUUCCCAGCCGAAGUACAUGUCAAUGAAUCAGCAGCCAUAGACACCGUAAUAUUUACUGUACAAGCCACAGAUCGUGAUCAUGGUUACAAUGGAUAUCUUGUGUUUGGUAUCUCAGCAGGAGACCAGGAUUCAGUAUUCUUCCUAGAGCCACGCACAGGAGAACUGAAGGUCGUGGGACAUCUCGACCGAGAAACUGAAUCAGAAUACUCCUUAAACAUAAGUGUCUACGAUCUUGGCACUCCACAGAAGUCUUCUUCACGAUACCUAAUGGUCACAGUGCUAGACGUGAACGACAAUCCUCCGAAGUUCGAGAGAUCACCAACGACUUUUCGGAUUAGCGAGGAUGCACCCAACGGCACAGCGAUCUUCCAGUUCAAUGCCUCCGAUGCUGAUUUCAAUAAAAAUGGCCUGAUUAAUUAUGCCAUUUUGAGCCUGACUGAGGAUUUCGCGGUGGAUGAGUCCUCUGGUGUUUUGUACGUGUCCUCACCACUUGACCGCGAAAGGCAGGCGUUGUACGAGCUGGUGCUGAGGGCAUCGGAUGGUGGCAGUGAGCCCUUGCACGAAGACCUGAGCGUGCGGGUGGUCAUCGACGAUGUGAACGAUAACUCACCGGUCUUCGCGCUGAGUGCCCACGUGGUUAAGGCUCACGAGGACUUGCCACAUGGCAGCCUGGUGGCCGUGGUGGACGCCACUGACCCCGACCUGGGUCAGGGUGGCCAGGUGAGGUACUCGCUCGUCCCGGGGGUCGACGGGGAUGGGCUAUUCUCCAUCGACGCCCUCACGGGGACCGUGAGGAGCGCGGGCACGCUGGACUUCGAGCGGCGGCAGGUCCACAGUCUGACAGUGCGCGCGGAGGACCUCGGGGUGCCGCCGCUUGUCGCGGAGGCCUCGCUAGUCGUGGAGGUGGUCGACGUCGACGAGAACUGCCACGCGCCUGCGUUCGACGACUUCGUGGUGACGGCGUCCGUGAGGGAGAACCAGCCCGCCGGGACGCUGGUGACGACCGUCCGGGCCACCGACGCGGACGCGCCUGGCGACGACUCACGCGUCGGGUACUUCAUCGUGGGCGGCGACGGUCUGGGGCUCUUCUCCAUCGACGAUGAAGGGCACAUCCGCACGGCGGUGGUACUGGACGCGGAGACUCGGAGCCACUACUGGCUGACUGUCGCCGCGGUGGACCACGCCGUGGCACCCCUCAGCUCCAAACUGGAGGUGCUGGUGGAGGUGGAGGACGAGAACGACAACGUGCCCCUGACGACGCUGCCCAUGUACCGCGCCUCCGUGCCAGAGAACUCGCCCGCGGGCCGGCUGGUGGCGCGGCUGCAGGCCGAGGACCGCGACGACGGUGGCCGCCAGAACCUCUCCUACUCCAUCGUCUGGGGCAACUCCGGAGGCUUCUUCGCCAUCCGCGAGGACACAGGGGAAGUCCUGACCACGGAUCGCCCGCUGGACCGGGAAGCCCAGGAAGAGCACAUUCUCGAGGUGGCGGUGAAGGACAGCGGCAGCCCACCGCUGGGCUCCAGCACCAGGCUCGUGGUCGACGUGGCGGACGAGAAUGACCAUGCACCCCGUUUCCUGCACAGCUUCCACAAAGUGCGGGUGCCCGGGGCCUCCCCCCUCGUGCAGUCUCGCCAGAACGUGCCCGAGGAAGUGGACUUCUUGGUGGACUCGCACGUCGACAACUUGCCCUGGGAGACGUUCGAUCCGCAAGCGCUGGUCGGCCAAACGAUACUUCGGGUGCUGGCGUUGGACCCGGAUGCUCGAGACAAUGGCGUGGUCCAGUACAGCAUCCGCUCGGGCAGAGAUGCGGUGCGCUUUCAGAUACACCCGGACACGGGCGAGGUUCACGCGGCACAACCCUUGCAAGCAGGCCAAGAGUUCCAGCUCAGAGUGCGGGCGGAGGACAGGGGCUCCCCCAGGCGGUGGUCCGAGGCCCGGCUGACCCUGCAGGUGGUGGGCGUGCCCUCGGGCUCCACCCACGCGCCGACCGUGCCCGCGCCCUCCCAGAAGGUGCACGUCAUGGAGGAGGACCCGGCAGGCUUCCUGGUCGCCGUGGUGCAGGCCUCGGACGAGGACGGCGACGCGCUGUGGUACGAUAUCGUCGGUGGCGAUGAGGCCAAGGACUUCUUCAUCGGCCGCGACAAGGGCAACGUGCUGCUGGCGCGGCGGCUGGACCGCGAGGUGCGGAGCGAGCACGCCCUCAACGUCAGCAUCACGGACGGCGUGCACACCACCUACUCCGAGGUGGUCGUGAGCGUGCUCGACAACAACGACCACCGCCCGUCCUUCUCGGAGCCGCAGUACUCGGUCGACGUGUCGGAGAGCGUGGCGAGCGGCACCGCGCUCCUGCAGCUGCGCGCCACGGACGGCGACGGCGACCGGAGGCUGUCGUUCGGCGUCCACGCGACCAGGGACCUGGGCUCGGCGGGCCUGUUCCGCGUGGACCCCGACAGCGGGACCGUCUACCUCAACGCCAGCCUCGACAGGGAGGCGUCGGAGCAGCACCUGCUGGUGGUGUCUGUGCGUGACCAGGGGGCGCCCUCCAAGCGCGGCUACGCGCGCCUGCUGGUCGCCGUGCACGACCACAACGACCACGCCCCGCAGUUCGCCGCGCCGCUGGCCGAGGCGCGGGCGCUCGAGGGGGCCGCCCCGGGCUCCGCGGUGUGCCGGCUGGCGGCCGUUGACCUUGACCGCGGCACCAACGCCCGGCUCUCCUACUCCAUAGUGUCGGGCAACAUCGGCAACGCCUUCGUGGUCGACCCGUCGCUGGGGGACGUGCGGGUGGCCAAGCCCCUGGACCUCGGUGCGGUGUCGGAGUACAUGCUCGUGGUGAGGGCGACCGACGCCGGGACCCCGCCCCUCUCGUCCACGGUCCACCUCCACGUGGUCGUCACCAUGGCCGACAACGCCCCUCCCAGGUUCGCGCGGCAGGAGAACUCGGCCGAGGUGUACGAGAACGAGCCCGCGGGGAAGUUCGUGGCGCACCUGGAAGUGCGCAGCAUGUCCUCGCUGCUGUUCGAGAUCGCGGCGGGCGAUGCCGAGGGAGCCUUCCGCGUGAACCCCAGCUCGGGGGUGGUCGUCACCCGGCGAGAGCUCGACUACGAGAGGCGGAGCUUCUACAACCUCACAGUCCAAGCGACCAACAUGGCGGGCGUGUCGCGGCGCUGCCUGCUCGCCGUGCACGUGCUGGACCGCAACGACCACGCCCCGAGCUUCCCGAGCGCCGUGUACGCGGCGGCGGCGCCCGAGGACCUGGCCCCCGGCUCGCCGGUGCUGGUGGACGGGCGCCGGUCCCUCGUCGUCUCCGCCCGCGACCCCGACUCCGGCCCCAACGGCCUGAUCGCCUACAGCCUGGUCCCGGGCCUCGCCGCGAGGCUCUUCCGUGUCGACCCGCGGACAGGCGCCGUGCGCACCGCCGCUCCGCUGGACCGGGAGACCGCGCCCCUGCUGGUGUUCCACGUGCGCGCCGAGGACCGGGGCCGCCCGCGGCUGGCCGCGGCGCUACCCGCCGAGGUGCGCGUCUCCGUGCUCGACGCCAACGACUGCCCGCCGCGCUUCGCCCGCGCGCGGUACCGCGCCGCCGUGGCGCUGCCCGCGCGGGCGGGCGCGCUCGUCGCCACCGUCGCGGCCCGAGACGACGACGACGACGACGGCGGCGCCGCGGGCCCGCGCUACGACCUCGUGGACGGGGACCCGCGCGGGGCGUUCGCCGUCGUCCCGGCCAGCGGCGAGGUGCGCAUCGCGCGGCCCGAGCUCGUGCGCGCCCGGAACUCCCUGCACGUGCGGGCGUCGGACGGCAAGCUGUCCAGCAUCGCGCGGGUGGACGUGAUCGGGGUGCGCGCCGACGACCCCAACUUCAGGUUCCAGAAGGACCGCUACGAGGUGGCGGUGACGGAGAACUCGACCCGCGCCCUGACCCUCGCCGUCCUGACCGUGCUGGGGGCAGCGCUCAACGAGCACGUGACCUUCUCCCUGCUGACGCCCUCCGACAUGUUCGUGGUGGGCGCCACGUCGGGGGCCGUGCGGACGCUGGGCCGGCCGCUGGACCGCGAGGUGGUCGAGCGGCACGAGCUGGUGGUACAGGCGAUGAGCGGCGACGUCUCGACGGAGGGCAAGCUGCGGCUGGCCGUGGCCUCGGUCGCCGUCACCGUGCUGGACGUCAACGACAACUGCCCCGUGUUCGUCGGCGCUCCGUACUUCCGCGCCGUGCCCGCCGCGGCCCGCAAGUGGGACGUCGUUGCGCAGGUGCGCGCGGUGGACCCAGACCAGGGCGAGAACGGGGAGGUGCGCUACGAGCUGGCGCGCGGCCACGGCGAGCUGUUCAAGGUCGACCGGCGCACGGGCGACGUGCAGCUCAAGCAGAACCUGGAGGGGCACGUCCGCAGCCCGGGCACCCCGUACGAGCUCACUGUCGCCGCCUACGACGGAGGCGCGACGCCGUGCUCCACGGAGGUGGCCGUGCUGGUGAGGGUGACGGACGAGUCCUCGCCCGUGUUCGAGCGGCGGGAGUACGCGGCCAGCGUGCCGGAGAGCGCGGAGCCCGGCUCCCCGCUGCCCGUGUCCCUGCGGGCGGAUGCUGCCCCCGGCCGCCGCCUCGUCUACAGCAUCGUCGGCGGCGACGAGGACGAGCAGUUCGGCCUGGACUUCAGCACAGCUCCUAACAGUGAUAAUGGUCCAUCGCCGAACGUGGGAACAAGCCCGGCGCAACUCGGGAAGCUGGUCGGUCCGCUCGCAGGCGUGCUGUACCUCGCGGACGCCCUGGACUUCGAGCGCAGGAGCGAGUACCGGCUGGCCGUGCAGGCGGCCGACACUGUAACGGGGUCCGCCGCGGUCGCCACCGUGCGCGUCGCGGUGGACGACGUGAACGACUGCGCGCCCGAGUUCUCCAGCCCCUCGUACGCCGCGUCCGUGCUGGAGUCGGCGCCGCUGGGGACCGCCAUCCUGACGGUGCACGCGCGGGACAACGACACGGGCAUGAACCAGGUGGUGCGGUACGAGUUGCUGAAGGACGCCGGCAACUCCUCGGAGCACUUCGUCGUGGACCCCGGGAAUGGCACUGUCUACCUGGCCAAGCCCCUGGACCACGAGACGCGGCGGUCACACGUCUUCACCGUGGUGGCCUCCGACUCGGGGGCCCCGAGGCUCCACGGCUCCGCGCGGGUGUGCGUCUCAGUGGAGGACGUGAACGACAACCCCCCUCGGUUCGAGCGGGACGAGUACUCGUGCGCGGUGUCCGCGCGCGCCGGCAGGGGCCACUUCGUGACCAAGGUGUCGGCCUGGGAUGCGGAUGGGGACCGCCUGGCCUACGCCAUCGUGGACGGGGACGAGCGACAGCGGUUCCGCAUCGACCCCGUCACCGGGGUGAUCUCCGUGGCGAAGGGCGGGGAGCCGCGCACCUCGCUGGAGGUGGCGGCCAGCGACGGGGUGCACUCCGCGACCGCGCGGGUGCGCGUCGAGGCGCUGCCCGAGAACCUGCGCCCCCCAGCGUUCCCACGGCCACAGCUGGCGGCGCGCGUGGCGGAGAACCUGCCCGCCGGCACCUUCGUGGCCCGCGCGGCCGCCGCCGACGCUGACCCGGGCCCGUACGGCCGCCUGGCCUACUCCAUCCCCUGCGACUUGGCCAAGGAGAGCUUCCGCAUCGACAAGCACACAGGCGUGAUCACGACGAGGAAGGCCCUGGACAGGGAGCGGCAGGCGCUCCACGAGGUCCCGGUGACGGCCACGGACGGCGGCGGGCGCUCCGGCCACCUGCUGGUGCGGGUCGCCGUCGCCGACGAGAACGACAACCGCCCCGUGUUCCUGCUGCGCGAGUACCAGGCGACCGUCCGGGGCAACACCACCCUCGCGACGCCCGCGCCCGUCCUGCAGGUCAAGGCCACUGACAGUGAUGAAGGAAUUUAUGCAGAAGUGGAAUACUCCAUAUAUCAGACUCAGCUGUCAGGAGUGGAGGAUGUUUUUGGAAUCGACAGACACACGGGAGACAUAGUGCUUCUCAGAAGCAUCGUUUCUCUAGAGAAGCAGGUGUUCCAGUUCUUCGUGAGGGCGGAGGACGGCGGCACGCCGCCCCUGCACGAAGACGUGCCCGUCAAGGUGGUGGUGGUCGGCGCGGGGGAGCAGCCACCCCUGUUCGAGCGGAUGGACGCCACGCUCUUCAUCCCCGAGAACUCUCCCCCGGGGACAGCGGUGACCCGACUGCGGCUGGUCGGGGACCCGCCUGGGGCGCGGUUCCGGCUCGUGUCGGCCGACUCGGCGGGCGGACCCCCCUUCUCGGUGGACGCGGGCGGGAGGCUGCGCGUGGCGCGGCCGUUGGACCGCGAGGCGGCGGGCCACCACGCGGUGGGGGUCGUGGCGGAGACGGCGGCCGGCCCGGCGCUGCUGGAGCUGACGGUGCGGCUGCUGGACGAGGACGACUGCCCGCCGACGUUCCACAGCCGCCUGUACCGCGCGUCGCUCGCCGAGGACGCUCCGGCGGGGACCUCCGUCGUCAGGGUGGUGGCGACGGACCCGGACGAGGGCGCCGGCGGGGAGGUGCGCUACUCGCUGUCGCCCGACGACGAGCACGGCCAGUUCGCGGUGAACGCGCACACGGGCUGGGUGACGACGACGGCGCGGCUGGACCGCGAGGCGCGCGCGGAGGCGCUGCUGCAGGUGGUGGCCUCGUCGGGCGGGCGGCACUUCGCGCGGGCGGCCGUCUCCGUCCGGCUGGUCGACUGCAACGACAACGCGCCCGUGUUCACCAGCCUGCACUACACGGCCGCGGUGAACGAGGGCGCGCCCCCCGGUACGGUCGUGCUGCGGCUGGCGACCACGGACGACGACGCGGGCCCUGCCCCGCCCCUGCAGUACCACGUCACCGGCGGGGACGCAGGCCUGCUGUUCGCGGUGCGGGCGGGAGGGGAGCUGGUGGUGCUCCGGCCGCUGGACCGCGAGGCGGCCGCCACCCACCAGCUGGCGAUCACCGCCAGCGACGGCAGGUUCGCCAGCCGCACGGCCGUCACCGUGCAGGUGCUGGAUGAUAACGACAACCCGCCCGUGUGCGCGAGGGACAGCUACCGGGCGGUGGUGUCGGAGGGCGCGCCCCCGGGGACGGCCGUGCUGACGGUGCUCGCCUCGGACGCCGACGAGGGCCCCAACGGCCGGGUGCGCUUCCGGCUGAGCGGCGAGGGCGCGCGGGACUUCUCCCUGGACGCGGACAGCGGGGAGCUGAGGACGGCGGCGCCCCUGGACCGGGAGGCGCGCCCCCUCUACCUGCUGGAGGCCCGCGCGGAGGACGCGGUGCUCCCCGGGUGGGGCUGCUCCAGCGUGCUGCGCGUCGAGCUGGCCGACGAGAACGACAACCCGCCGGCGUUCCGGGCGGGCGGCUACAGCGCUGCGCUGUCGGAGGACGCUGCCGUGGGCGCACUGGUCGCCCGGGUGCGGGCCGUCGACCCCGACGCAGGCGUGAACCGGCGGGUGCGCUACUCCCUGGGCGGGCGGGACGACGGCCACUUCAGCGUGUCCCCCGGGGGCGUGGUGACGCUGGCACGGCCGCUGGACCGCGCCGCGCUCACCCUGCACCAGCUGACGGUGGUGGCCCGCGACGCCGGCUCGCCAUCGCUCUCCUCCGCCGCGCCCCUCUCCGUGGCCGUGCUGCGCGCCGGCGACGACCGCCCGCCCGUGUUCGCGGCGCGCGCCUACCGCGCCUCCCUGCGCGAGGACGCCGCCCCUGGGGCCGAGGUGGCGCGCGUGGCGGCCGUGGCCCGGGGCGCCGCCGUGCGCUACGCCAUCGUGGGCGGUGACGAGCACGGCAGGUUCCGCGUGGGCGCCGAGUCGGGCAGGGUGGUGACGAGCGGGCCACUGGACCACGAGCGGGCGCGGGAGUACGUGCUGACGCUGCAGGCGGCCGACGCCGGCUUCCCGCCGCUGGCCAGCUACGCGUCGGUGCACGUGAGCGUGCUCGACGCCAACGACAACGCGCCGGCGUUCAGCCAGGCGGCGUACGGCGCUCGGGUCGGUGAGGAGGCGCGCCUGGGACUCCCCGUGCUGCAGGUGCUGGCCUCUGAUGCGGACAGUGAGGCCAACGGGAGGGUCCGCUACUCCAUCACGAAAGGAAACGCGAUGGAGCAUUUCGCCAUCGACGAGAACACCGGGCUGAUCUCCGUGGCUGGGAAGCUGGACCGGGAAACGGUUCCUGGCUACACGCUGGAGGUGCGGGCGCAAGACGGCGGCGCGCCCCCGCUGUCGAGCUUCGCCGUCGUCAGCGUGGAGGUGACGGAUGCCAACGACAACCCGCCCGUCUUCUCGCAGCGCAACUACACCGCCCUUGUGCAGAGGAGCCGGCCCCCGGGGUCCGCAGUGCUGAAGCUGGAGGUGAGCGAUGCAGACGGGCCGCCCAACGGAGAGCCGUUCACGUUCGACAUCGUGUCGGGUGACGAGCGGCGGGCGUUCUCCCUGGGCCAGGACGCCGUGCUGCGGACCGUGGCGAGCCUGGGCCGCGAGGCACGGACCGGGUACCUCCUGCACGUGAAGGUGUUCGACUCGGGCCAGCCGCCCCUCUCCUCCGACGCCUUCGUCUCGGUCAAGGUGGUGGAGGAGUCACAGUACCCACCGGUCAUCAGCCCGCUGCAGGUGUUCAUCAACUCCUACAUGGACGAGUUCUCUGGAGGAGUGAUAGGGAGGGUCCACGCCAGAGACCGGGACGAGUACGACACGCUCUCGUUCAGCCUCGGCAGCGACCUCUUCGCGGUCGACGCGACGGACGGGACCCUGUCGGCGCUGCCCCGGCUGGACGCCGGCGAGUACGAGGUCAACGUGUCCGUGACGGACGGCAAGUUCUCCUCGCGCACCACGGUCCGGGUGUCCGUCGAGGCGAUAUCGGACGAGAUGGUCCGGAACGCGGCGGUCCUGAAGUUCCGGGGCACAAGCCCCUCCGACUUCGUCCUGAGCCACAAGAAGGGCUUCCAGCACGCCGUGAGGAGUUGCUUCGACGUGAGGUCGAGGGACGUGGUCGUGGUGAGCGUCCAGCCGAGCCCGGACGAGCUCCCGAGGAACACCGGGAACGACCUGGACGUGUUGUUCGCGGUGAGGAAGCGCCGGGAGAGUCCUGGGGAUCCGGCCUUCCACCCGGCGGACGCGGUGCGAGCGACCCUCGCCCGGCACGUGGAGGAGCUGGAGCUGACGACGGGCCUCAUCGUGGAGGAGGUCGUGCCCGGCAAGUGCACGGCCAACCACUGCCCGCACGGCGAGUGUGACGACCGCAUCGUCCUGGACGCGCGCGACACCGCGCUGGUGGCCACCGAGCGGAUAAGUUUUGUGUUCCCGCACUAUCAUCACCAGAUGACCUGCACGUGCAAGGAAGGAUACACGGGGGACCGGUGCGAGAGAGAGACGGACGAAUGCGCGCAGAGGCCGUGCGCGGCUCCCGGGCUGUGCGUGCCCGACGCCUCGGCCAGGGGCUACUCCUGCCGCUGCGAGGACGGCUCGACGGGGCCCGGCUGCGGCGGCGACCGCGGCGACGGCGCGGGCGGGCCCGGGUGUCGUGGGGACGCCUGCCACCGGCCCCGCGACCCGGUCUCCUUCGGCGGGCGGGGCUACGCCCAGUACUCGGUGGAGCCGGCGGCGGCGGCGAGGGAAGUCCUGGGCGACCGGCUGGCGCUGGCGCUCAGGGUGCGAACCCUGCAGCCGACCGGCACCCUGGUGUACGUCGCCGGCCGGGUCGACUACAGCGUUCUGGAGGUCGUGAACGGAGUGAUCCAGUACCGCUUCGACCUGGGCUCCGGAGAGGGACUGGUGCGCGCCGGUGGCGUGAACGUGAGCGACGGCGCCUGGCAUGCCGUGGCGGUGGAGCGUGAGCUGAGCGACGCGCGGGUGACCGUGGACGGGCGACACACGGCGCGCGGCUCGUCACCCGGGCCAUGCCGUGUGCUCAGCGCGGGGCCCGGCCACCUGUACCUGGGCGCCGAGGUGCGGCCGCACCCGGCUGUGCUCGGCUUCGAGGACCUGCAGCGAGGGUUCGCGGGCUGCGUGGACGCGGUGAGCAUCGCGCGGGAGCCGGUGCCCUGGCAGAUCGGGGAAGGGAGACGCGUGGUCCUGCGGCGGCUCGCCAACGUGGAGCCGGGCUGCCGAGGGCUGGCGUCCCCGGGGGCGUGCGGGGCCCAGCCGUGCCUCAACGGGGGCUCCUGCCGGGGCUCGGGCCGGGACGACUACGAGUGCGAGUGCCACCCGAGGUACGCGGGGCGCGACUGCGGGCUGGACACCGACCCCUGUGCCUCUGCCCCUUGCCUGCAUGGCGGCCACUGCAGGAGGGCGGCCCACGACGGCGACUACACCUGCGAGUGCCCGUCGGGUCUGUCCGGGUCGCGGUGCCAGGUGGGCUUCUACUGCAGCCCGAACCCCUGCCUCAACGGGGGCGCCUGUGAGGAGGGCGACUCCGGGCCCGUGUGCACCUGCCGGGGCUUCGCCGGGGAGCUGUGCGGCCUGGAAGUGGACGAGUGCGCGGAGGGCACGGCGGGCCCCUGCCGCAACGGCGCGACGUGCGUGAACGAGCCGGGCACUUUCCACUGCGCGUGCCCGCCGAACGUGACGGGCCCGCUGUGCGCGGAGCCCCUCCGCUCCAGCCGCAUUUCGUCGAGCGCGCACAGCGUCACCUGGGAGGAGGCGGUGGGCAUCGUGCUGGGUCUGGCGGCCAUCCUGCUCUCAGUCGCGGCGUUCGUGGCCUACCGUCGCCUCCGCCUCGGUCGGCCCCGUGGUCCUGCUUGCCACAUCAACAACGAAACUGACAAAGUCCGCACUGCCGCCAACUGCGCCAAGCUCAACGAGAAUGACUUCAGGCGGAUGUCCAAGCUGAUCAACCUCGAAGUUACUCAGCGGCCCGCGCCCCACACGGAGCCCGGCUCGUGCGCCCUCAACAACCUGGACUCGAGCCGAGGCCUCGGCGGGGAGGACGUGCCCCCGGACUACCUGCGCAACCUGGACCGCAGCGGCCGGCCAGCGGCGGGCUCUGCCCCGGCGUGGGUCGGCCGCGUGGACCCGGGCCUGCCGGCCGCCCCCGUCGGCAGCAAGAUCAACAACGAUCUGCGCGUCGUGGAGAACACCCAGCAGAGAGUGCCCGCGGGCAGCUUCAAGUCGCAGAACAGAGCUGGAGAGAGACGGGAGACCCUGCCCGGCGCCCCCAGAGAGGAGGACCACAGCACUGGAGGCGGUUGUUGGGGCAGUCCCAGGUGGCCGAGGAACAACAACCCGCUGCCCAACAUCACCGAGGUCCCAGACAGGGAAGCGGUCGGCUCUUCCCGCUCCCAGAGCGACGAGAGCAACGCGUCCACUCCGCCUUUCCCCGUAGGUGAUGAUGCUCACGUGCGACUGAACAACUCGACAGCCGACAGUGCGACUACAGACCACCCUGACGCAGAGACGGCGGGGAGUCACCUCUUUGGCGAGGUCGGGGGGGACAUCGGUCCGCUCGGCUGCAACGAAGACGAGGACAGAGAAGAGAACGACGAAGACGGCGACGUGAUGCCGUACGGCUUCCCGAGCUGCCGGCCCGGCGACCGUGGCUCGGUGGCGACGCUGCUGGCGUGCGCGCCCGGGGACCCGGCCUGUGACCUCGGGGAGAGGUGCUGGCCGGAGGGGGACGUCACGCAGACGUCACUGUGACGCGCGCGCGCCGGGGACGGAGGCAGCCCUCCCCGCGGCAAGCGUGAUUGUGUGAGUCGAGUCGAUGACGUCGAGUAUCUUGGAGUUGUACAAUAGUCACCCCACAAGACCACCGCUAACAUUCUCCUUUCCAAUUGUUUCCUCACCGGCCAUGAUUACCAAGACAUCAAGGUUAUGUGGCGGGGCAGAGAUUGAUGGUUGGAUACCAAAACCCAGCAUGACUAUUUAUGAAUUACAAAAACUUAAAAUAUACACAAGCAGUUUUGUAAGGUAAAAGUAAAGGAUUUUACAACCCACAGUUACGCACAGUGUGUUAAGAUGACAAGACCUCCAAGAUUAUAGUGAGCUUUGAAUCACUACCCUCUUGAAGGUUACCUUGCGGUGAGGUACCGUAUCCUGUGUAUUAAUACAUAAUUUUCAACUGUAUUUUCCAAUUUACAGUCAAAUUUUGUUGUAACAAAUGUUUGUUUUUUUUAUUUAUUGAUCACAGUACCAAAAAAUAUCCAAGGUGGAUGAAUUUUAGAGAAAAAAAAUUUAACUACUACAGCAAGUGAAAAGGGUGUGUUUGAAGAAGAUGGUGUUGAUUAUGUCUGGCUCUGAAUUGAAUGUCAACAUUCAAUGGUAGAUUAAUUUGUUAUACAUACCUACUUCAGUUUGUAUCCACUAACUCCACCAAGACAGUAAGUUAUAUUUUAAUACCAUAAUUAUUACUUUGUAAUAUCUACUGGGCAUAAAUGUUUAAAAAGUGAAACAGAAAUUAUGAAAAAUGGGACAAACUAAUAAGUGAUCAGUGAAGUGGCUUACAGAAGGCUCCUUACCGAGUACAUUUCCCAUCAUGCAUGAUGAUGGUGAGUCAUGCAAUAAACAUGUCAGGCAGGCACAGCAUAAGCAAUACCAGAUCAAACCAUUUUCAAUACUUGCAAAUUGUAAUUUUUAUCAGGUGCAGGGGUAACAUAUAACCAUCUAAUGGAUACUUGCAGUUGUACCACCCAAGGCACGUCAUAGUUCAAGAGUGAAAAUACUUAAUCAAUGUACAUAUGCAAUUAUUUUGAUAAUUGUUGACCACAGCCACAUUGGCAAAUCAAUUAUAUGAAGCUUCAAACUAACGAAGUAUUUCAUCCAGAGCUUCUUCUAAGAUUUUACUCUCAGUUUAAUAAUAUUAAUAAGAUUAUAUUUCAUGCAUGUUAAUACUGAUUGUGUGCUAGUUAUUUUGAAUAUAAACUAAUGACCCCCAGUGUCUGUCUAUGCAGAUAUCGUACUUAGAAAUCUAUUUUCAAGAAAAAUUUAGCCUCUCUACAUUAAUAAUUCAGAACGAAUAUACAACAGGGUAGGUAGUUAAAUGUGUGCUUAUGUGAUUAGUAAAUUUUUUAUGUAUAUUUAUGUUAUUAACCUUGAAUAUUUUUUUUUUCUGUACAUAAUUUCAAAAAACAUGUAGGAUUUGUUUUAACCUUGUUAAUUGUUAUUCUGUACAUUGGAGAAUGUAUUCAUGUAAUGCAAAAUGAAACCUUUUAAAGUGCCUUGACACAAUUUAAUGUCUUAGUUAAAAAUAAAAUUUACAUUUUUGUAGUGUUAGCAAUUCAGUGAGAUUUUUUGUAUGUCAAAGUAUAAUUGAUCAAUAACAUUUUCUGUAUGAAGAUUGUGAUAAGGAUUUUUGAAUUAAUUAAAUUGGAAAUGAGUCAUUGGCAAUUUAAUUAAUUCAUAGGCAAUGUCAUGAAAUAAAGACCAUUAUGAAAA
Messenger RNA from Bacillus rossius redtenbacheri, 16002 nucleotides. RefSeq names its product fat-like cadherin-related tumor suppressor homolog. Gene Ontology annotation, molecular function: cadherin binding; calcium ion binding. The transcript is spliced from 45 exons. Lineage: Eukaryota; Metazoa; Arthropoda; Insecta; Phasmatodea; Bacillidae. Gene Ontology annotation, biological process: homophilic cell-cell adhesion. The record is from RefSeq and is a predicted model, not a curated record. Bases 187 to 14268 code for a protein of 4693 amino acids. Gene Ontology annotation, cellular component: catenin complex; plasma membrane.